GUGCAAUACAUCGGUUUGGAGGGGCGUAGAAAGGAGGCCAUAUUGUACAGUUAAAUUGAAAGAACGAAAAUAAUUAUAUCAUCGUACUAUCGUGCCCGUUCUCCUUUCUGUAUUUUAACCGUGAUCAUUCACGAAGAGUGUCGUUCGUUUGUACCGUGUAAAGCAGCAAAAGCACGUGGCCUGAAUCAUAGCUCGUGCCUAUUUGUAAAUAACUAUAAACCUAAGUAGUUGUAUCCCCCAAUACCUAAGCACUCGUCCGUCACUCUACCGAAGGGGUUUUUUGCUCCAGACGAGAUGGGCACUCGGGACGAUGAAUACGAUUAUUUAUUUAAAGUGGUUCUUAUCGGUGACUCUGGCGUAGGAAAAAGUAAUCUAUUAUCACGAUUUACAAGAAAUGAAUUCAAUUUGGAGUCGAAGUCAACUAUAGGAGUUGAAUUUGCGACACGAAGUAUACAGGUCGAUGGGAAAACAAUUAAAGCGCAAAUCUGGGACACGGCUGGACAAGAACGUUACCGUGCUAUUACAUCCGCGUACUAUCGUGGUGCAGUGGGCGCCCUGCUGGUCUACGAUAUUGCAAAACAUCUAACGUACGAAAAUGUGGAGAGAUGGUUGCGAGAGCUACGGGACCACGCUGAUCAGAACAUUGUGAUUAUGUUGGUUGGAAACAAAUCAGACUUGAGGCAUCUACGCGCUGUACCAACUGACGAAGCAAAAACAUUCGCUGAAAGGAAUGGCCUCUCUUUCAUUGAAACUUCUGCAUUAGAUUCUACCAAUGUCGAGACAGCGUUUCAGAAUAUAUUAACAGAAAUCUACAGAAUCGUAUCGCAGAAACAGAUACGUGAUCCUCCGGAGGGUGAUACGAUUCGGCCACAGAACGUAGAACCUAUCGAUGUUAAGCCAACGAUGAAUUCGGAGGGAAUGCGUAAGCAGUGCUGCCAGUGACUUGCCUUACUGCUUAAAAUAAGGACAUACAAAGAGGCAAAGGAGAAAAGAAAAGUGGUCGACGGUAAACGUAACAGGUGCAUACAGUACAAGAGUCAAGACUAUUUACGAUUAUAAGUAUAAACGACUAAACUUUUCCCAAAUAAUCCCGGCCUCGAGGGCCCAAGUAGUCGACCGCUGAGUCUACUUGGAAGCAGAUUAAGUAGAUAAAUGCGCGUCCCAGCGAGCCGUACUUAAGACUAUUCUUUUACAUCUUCAUUAAAACGGUCGCUUGGUUUCGAUAAAAUGCAAGAUACGGGUUUUGCACUGUGAAACAACCCGUCUUGCAGACCACAUUUACUCCAUUGUUGAUCAAGCUUUUCUACACAAAAAUUGUUUUCCUCUGAUUCUGUACUAUAAUCAAACUUAUCGUUGAAAUAUUCAAAAUUUUACUGUACGAGUCAUUUGUUUUGCAAAAUUCAUUUUUGUGGAAACUUUGUUCGCAAGGAGUUGAAUGUGAUUUGCAAAAUGGGGAAGUUUGAUAUGCGUAGAUUGAGAACGCAAAACCUGUACCAGCUCCAAAUUUCCUUUCGCCGGAUGAGUGGAUUUAUUUUCUUAAAAAACUGAAACUGUACUAAACUAAAUAUAAUUAGCGUGCUAACAAUGAUGAGGAAAUUAAGCUUUAGGAACCUUUUUCCGGAUUAUUUGGGAAAAUCUACUGUAAUCUCGGCACUAGGAAACGAUGAGGAUCGGGGAAUUUAGCGACAAGUUACACGCAAUAGCAGAUGAACAUACGUGUUCAAGAACAUCAUUGGAAAUACCUAUGAGAAACGAAUUACGUACGCACUAUAUCCUUUUUGGAGAAUUCAUUCCCCCUAAGUCCUAUUUCUGUAACUUUAUCUCUCUGAUAUUUAAAGGAUAAAUCAGUGUUGUAUUACUUGGGCUUCUUCGUAAUACAUGUGCAAUUCUAUCUUCGACGUGCGGAUGAGCAAUUUGUACGGGUUUUGCACAGGACUCUAUUUUUUGGGAAUCAAAUUCUCCUUUUCUAGAAUCACGCCGACCGUUUGGAAGUCAAAUUCACUUUAGCGAAUUAAAUAAAAGAAUAAAUUCGAUGUCCAAAGGGGGUGGAUCCGGUUCGCAGGAAGUUGAAUUUGGAGUGCAAAAUCUGUAUAGAGUAAUUAUACAGUAAGAUGCUGCUGAAACGUUCGUCUGAACCUUUGAAACCAUAUCGUACCGAUUCUAGGAACAAAGAUAAUGGAUUUCCUGGAUUAUUAGAGAUUGUAAUAUAAUAUGAACAAUUUAACUUACACGCAACACGUCGAAUAAUAUUAAAUAUGUAAGUUUGAAAAAUUGUUAAGGAAUAUUCUAGUCCAAACUUCAAUUAUUUAUUUCUUUACAAUUCAAAAGAGAAAAAGUAUGAAACUUUUUGCAUCAGAUUUGGCCUUGUAUUUAACGAAUGUACACAAUCAUUUCAUGUAAAAAUAUUGAAAAUUGUCGAAGAUAGAGUUGUUUCAGUGGAGACCCCUUUCCUCGAACAUGCCUUCAUAGUUUCUACGAUUACUAUUGUUCUGCUCAUCUAAAUCGAACAAACUAGCAACCAUUUUGUUCAGUAAGAACGUGCCUACGGCCGGGUACCAAAAUUGUCCAGAAAUAAAACUUUGUCCUGGUCGAUGGGGACACGUAUACUGAAGAAUUUUCUGUAAAUUUCAUGCCAAUCGAUCAAUUAAAUCUUACAAAUUAUGGUAACUAUUUUAGAAAAAUGUGGUUUCGAAAAAAUCGAGUUUAAAGUUUAACACAGAAAUGUGUAUGACUUUGUUGUUAAAACCGACUAAAAGAAGAACCCUAAAUUUCAACGAUUUAUAUUUAAAAUAAAAUCUUUUUAAUGAUUAUAAUAACUGAGGUAUGGUUUCAAAGUUUGAAUGAACGUUUUGGGAACAGCCUAUAUAUAUUAUAACACGUGAAAUGUUGCGAUUAAAUAUAACAGAUGCACGGCAAUAGUGAAAGAAAAAGAAGCUUUACGAUUGAAACGUUACAAUUUAAGAAAGCAACGACAACAGCUUGGAAAUCAGGAUAACACUUUAUUGUUGCUCACUCUCUUGCUUUUGAAUUUGCACCCAGUAGCCAUCGACCUUGAAAAGUGCGAUAAAGAGCUUUGCCUCCCCUCCUCCUCAAUGAUCGCUUUAAAAAGAAAUUUUUUUUUUAAUUAAGAAGGUAUUCCAGUCUGACAACAUAUACGCCCUUCUUGGUGUUCAUAGACACCAUAUACAGGGUGUUCGACCAACCAUGGGAAAAAUUUCAAUGGUAGAUUCUGGAGACCAAAAUAAGACGAAAAUCAAGAAUAGCAAUUUGUUGAUUGAGGCUUCUUUAAGAAGUUAUUAACGUUUAAAGUUCCCUCUGUAGCGCGUGACAGUGGUUCUCACUCAGCGUGAGAGACUCUACUGACUGACGUACCGACAGCGUUACAGUUUUCCGAGUGAGAGCCACUACCGCGCGUGCGCAGCUGUUCUCGAGUUGCAAACAACGCGUAUUUUGGUGGAGGAUCUAACAAUUUUCAAACGACCAUAACUCUUGCAAUAGUAAAGGUAUCUCAUUGAAAAUUUUUUCUGA
Colletes gigas is the source of this 3528-nucleotide messenger RNA. RefSeq names its product ras-related protein Rab-11A (gene Rab11). Gene Ontology annotation, molecular function: GTP binding; GTPase activity. The record is from RefSeq and is a predicted model, not a curated record. Gene Ontology annotation, biological process: exocytosis. The coding region runs from base 295 to 942 and encodes 215 amino acids. Lineage: Eukaryota; Metazoa; Arthropoda; Insecta; Hymenoptera; Colletidae. The transcript is spliced from 5 exons. Gene Ontology annotation, cellular component: recycling endosome.